Molecule: messenger RNA, 438 nt
Organism: Ciona intestinalis (vase tunicate)
Lineage: Eukaryota; Metazoa; Chordata; Ascidiacea; Phlebobranchia; Cionidae
Product: coiled-coil domain-containing protein 28A-like
Source: RefSeq, a predicted model, not a curated record
AUGUCUGCUUCACGUGAUAAUUCAUUAGUUCUGAACACGUCUAACACUGACAUUAGUGGCCACACUAAACAUGAUUCCAACUGUUCAUUCUUGGUUGAUCUUGCUGAUAUACAGUUGAUGAAAAAAGAUCUGAAAGAGCUCCUUGCUUCAUUUCGAGGGGGAAAGCUCAAAGCAUUUGGUGAACUCAACACAAUCCAACAAAUGGAAAAUAUUCGUGCAAUGCAGGGUAAAUUGGCUCGUUUGCAUUUUGGUCUUGACAGUCAAGUUAACUAUGAUGAAAUGGAUGACUCGCCUGACAUUGCUCAAGUGCAAGAAAACAACAUGGACACACUGCUUCAAAAAUUAGAUGACCUCAGUGGAGCAAUUAGACCCCUUAACACUUCACCCACAAGUCCUGUGCGUUCGAUACCACCACAAGUUAUGGGUGGUUCCCAAUAA